Molecule: messenger RNA, 1743 nt
Organism: Acaulospora colombiana
Lineage: Eukaryota; Fungi; Glomeromycota; Glomeromycetes; Diversisporales; Acaulosporaceae
Source: the annotation of a GenBank genome assembly
AUGCUUCCUAAAGCCCAUGUCAAUUUUCGAAGUAUUGGAAAUUUAACUUCCCAUACUAUCGAAAGCGCUCUUCUUCAAGUUCGUCGAAUAUCGUCGGGCCUUCAACAAAUUCAAAAACAUAGGGACAAGGCAAAGGAAAGGAUCGCCGAGAUAGACAGGCAGCGUCCUUUCGGAAAUUUUCUGAAAGACCGAUUUGACAGACAACAUAAUUACCUGAGGAUAUCAUUGACCGAAAAGUGCAAUCUGAGAUGUACGUACUGCAUGCCGGCCGAAGGAGUCAACCUAACCCCCUCACAUGAACUUUUAUCUUUUGAGGAAAUAAUGCGAAUUGCAAGGCUGUUUGUGUCCCAAGGAUUAACAGGAAUAAUGAUGAUAAUAGGAGAAUUGGGAAAACUGAAGUCUCAAGGCCUUCACACCUUAGCCAUCACUUCUAAUGGCAUCGCUCUAAAACGAAAAUUGCCAAGGCUUGUCGAGAAUGGCUUAAAUGCAUUGAAUAUUAGUCUGGAUACUUUGGAUCCUCUUAAAUUUGAGUUAAUUACUCGUCGUAAAGGAUUUGAACGCGUAAUGGAAUCCAUUGAGCAAGCCAUCUCUCUUGGUAUUAAACCGGUUAAAGUUAAUUGCGUGGUGAUGAGAGGAAUGAACGAUCAGGAAGUAUUAGACUUCAUAGACUUGACACGUACCAAGUCGAUCGAUGUGAGAUUUAUAGAGUAUAUGCCUUUUGAUGGUAAUAAGUGGAACAAAAAGAAGUUGGUUCCAUACCGAGAACUUUUAGACAAAAUUCAUGACAAGUAUAAUGAUGUUAGAAAACUUCAAGAUGACGCGAGCGACACUUCAAAGGCUUAUCAUAUACCAGGAUUUUUGGGUCAAUUUGGAUUUAUCACAUCAAUGUCCGACCAUUUUUGCGGGACAUGUAAUCGACUCAGAAUUACUGCCGACGGAAAUUUGAAGGUAUGCUUAUUUGGUAACGCCGAGAUUAAUUUGCGUGACCUGAUGCGAAAAGACACACCCGAUCAACAGUUACUGGACAUAAUUGGAUCAGCAGUUAAAAACAAAAAGAAACAGCACGCAGCAGACUUCGCUAGAAAUAUUAAGACGCUGGUUAGAUCUGCGGAGAAAUCUUUUCCCUUCACCAUCACCUCUUCGAGGGCUCAAACGUACAAUAUACCCAUUAUCUCUAAUCAAUCAUCUACGCACACUCAUGCUUCUUAUUCCACCAAAUCCGCCGUUUCUGACACCUUUUCAUCAACCGAUACCAACCCUUCGGCUUUCUCUCAUGUCGACUCUUCAACCGGACAUGCAUCAAUGGUGAAUGUUUCGGAGAAACCUUCGACCACGCGUACAGCAAUAGCACGUGGAAAAAUUAGAAUCGGUCGCGAAUCAUUUAAGCUUGUCCUCGCCAAUUCAUUGAAGAAGGGUGAUGUGCUAACCGUCUCUCGGAUCGCCGGUAUCAACGCUGCUAAACACACGGGACAUCUAAUCCCCCUUUGUCAUCCUUUACUGCUUUCUCACAUAUCAGUUGAUCUGAGGAUGGAAGAACGAGAUUAUUCGAUUGAAAUAACAGCAAAGGUUCAAUGCGAAGGUAAAACCGGUGUUGAGAUGGAGGCACUCACGGCGGUUAGCGUGUCGGCAUUAACGAUCUUUGACAUGUGCAAAUCCGUUGAUAAGAACAUGGUAAUUGAGAACUUGAGGGUAAUUCAUAAAAGCGGUGGUAAGAGUGGCGAGUGGAAUUUCUCUGAAGAAUAG